Lepisosteus oculatus (spotted gar) is the source of this 6857-nucleotide messenger RNA. It is a transcript of the gene sipa1l2, whose product is annotated as signal induced proliferation associated 1 like 2. The record is from RefSeq and is a predicted model, not a curated record. Gene Ontology annotation, molecular function: GTPase activator activity; protein binding. Gene Ontology annotation, cellular component: cytoplasm. Gene Ontology annotation, biological process: activation of GTPase activity; regulation of small GTPase mediated signal transduction. NCBI's taxonomy places the organism in Eukaryota, Metazoa, Chordata, Actinopteri, Semionotiformes, Lepisosteidae.
CUGAGUGGGACUGUGGCUGCAGGACAUCAGGCACACAGAACCGUCAAUGGAACACGCCAGCGCCCAGAGGAUAAUAAUUUGCACAUAGACCUGUGAUUUCAUGGCAUCAUGGCAUUGUCUUUGGACGCAUUAGGAGCAGAUCCUUCAAAGGAACACACCAUCCCAGUUGCUGGCCUAAACUAGCCUUUGGUUUCUAAAGGAAUACAGCCUUUCCUGUGGUCAGCCAUUCUCCAAGUGCCAUCCACUGCUUCUGACGCACAAAUGCUGUUUCUCACUCCCCACGUUCCUGUGGACCUGUGAUAAUGAUCACUCCUUGAUGCUGGGCGUUGCUGCGGUUGCUGCCUAUCAAAGCAGUCCUUUUUAAUUCAUCCUCUUGUAGCACAGAUGCAUUACUGAUGACAAUGUAAUAGAGACGGGGUGGUGAAUUGCAGCUUGCCAAGGUGCCUGCAUGCCCUUGGAAGGAUAUGAGUGAUCCGAGCCCGAAAAAAGGAGACAAAGCUAAUCCGCUCAGAGCAGCAGGGGGGUGCAAGGACUCCUCGAAAAGUAUGCAGUCGGAUGACCUGUUUGCUAGGAAGUUUAAAGCCUUGAAUGGGAGCAUGGGACCUCCGUCGGCACAAGGGAAACUUGACAAGGCUAACGGGACACCGGCCAUGCCUAAGAUGGGAGUUCGAGCACGAGUGUCGGAGUGGCCCCCCAAGAAGGAAGGCUGGGACGGCCGGCUACCCCCAAACUACGAGAGCAUUAUGAUGGGGUUCCAGAAUGGACAGCCAGACCAAAGCUUGGAAGCCAUCAGCGAACGAAGCAGGGAGGCUUCCGUGGACUUGGAGUUCGCCGAGACCAAAUACUCCUUGAGCGACUUUCUAAGCCGAUCCCCUCCUAAGGGGCUGCACCCGAUCCGGCAGCGGAGCAACAGUGACGUGACGAUCAGCGACAUCGACGCCGAGGAUAUUCUGGAUCAGAACGCAGUGAACCCCAACACUGGCGCCUCUCUCCACCGCGAGUAUGGCAGCACGUCCUCCAUCGACCGGCAAGGUUUGUCUGGGGAGAGCUUUUUCGCCAUGCUGAGGGGCUACCGGGUCGACACUCUGGACCACCGCAGCAUGCCCCCGCUGGGCUUUCCCGAACUGCUUCGCUACGAGACCUCGCUGUCCCCCAGCCUUCAGACGGCAGCGCAGAUCGCCAGGGGGGAGAUCGUCAGGAUCUCGGGGUUCGACUACGUGGACAGCUCGCUGCUGUACAGCCGGGAGAGGGAGAAGUCGUUCAAGCGGCGGUUGAAAACGGAAACGACGGAGACCUCUCUGUUCCGGAAGCUGAGAACCAUCAGAAGCGAGCACGACGGGCUGAGGUUCUCCGCGGAGCAGGACGACGGCAGGGCGGAGAAGUACGGCAAGCCGCCAAGCUUUCAGAAGUGCUUCGCUCACUACGACGUUCAGAGCAUACUGUUCAACAUCAGCGAGGCCGUGGCCAACAGGGCCAACCUGGGCAAAAGGAAGAACACAACCACGGGAGCCUCUGCGGCCUCACAGUACCAAGUGUCUGGGGGCGGGCCGGGGAUGUGCGAGUCCCCGCUGGGAAGUCGGGAGGACCUCAACUCCAAAGAAAACUUGGAUGCGGAUGAAGGGGACGGGAAAAGCAACGCCAUGGUCCUCAGCUGCCCGUACUUCCGCAAUGAAAUCGGGGGCGAAGGGGAGAGGAGGAUCUCACUGUCGAGAGCCAAUUCGGCUUCCUAUAGCGCGGGGGAGAACUGCUCCUUUGAGUCCUCACUGAGCUCCCACUGCACCAACGCUGGGGUGUCCGUGCUAGAGGUGCCCAGAGAGAACCAGCCUAUCCACAGGGAAAAGGUCAAGCGCUACAUCAUAGAGCACAUCGAUCUAGGAGCCUACUACUACCACAAAUACUUCUAUGGGAGAGAGCAUCAGAACUAUUUUGGCGUUGAUGAAAACUUGGGCCCUGUGGCCGUGAGCAUCCGAAGGGAGAAGCUGGAGGACGUUAAAGAGAAGGAUGGCGCUCAGUAUAACUACCGGAUCGCUUUCAGGACCAGCGAGCUCACCACCCUGAGAGGAGCGAUCCUGGAGGACGCCGUGCCAUCCACCGCCCGCCACGGCACCGCCAGGGGGCUGCCUCUGAAGGAGGUGCUGGAGUACGUGGUGCCGGAGCUGAAUAUCCAGUGCCUGAGGCUGGCCCUCAGCUCCCCGAAAGUACCCGAGCAGCUGCUGAAGCUGGACGAGCAGGGGCUGAGCUUCCAGCACAAGGUGGGCAUUCUGUACUGCAAGGCCGGCCAGAGCACAGAGGAGGAGAUGUACAACAACGAGAGCGCGGGGCCGGCCCUGGACGAGUUCCUGGACCUGCUGGGACAGAGGGUGCGGCUCAAGGGGUUCAACAAGUACCGAGCGCAGCUGGACAACAAGACGGACUCCACAGGCACUCAUUCUCUGUACACUACCUACAAAGAUUAUGAGUUAAUGUUUCAUGUAUCGACAUUACUUCCUUACACACCUAACAACAGACAACAGCUCUUGAGGAAAAGGCACAUAGGAAAUGAUAUCGUCACCAUCGUAUUUCAGGAGCCAGGGGCUCUUCCCUUCACGCCGAAAAAUAUUCGCUCCCACUUCCAGCACGUGUUUGUCAUCGUCAAAGUACACAACCCUUGCACAGAAAACGUGUGCUACAGCGUGGCUGUUUCAAGGUCUAAGGACGUGCCUGCUUUCGGUCCCCCGAUUCCCAAAGGAGUGACUUUUCCCAAGUCGGCUGUUUUCAGGGACUUUCUCCUGGCCAAGGUCAUUAAUGCGGAGAACGCCGCCCACAAAUCGGAGAAGUUCCGGGCCAUGGCAACCAGGACGAGGCAGGAGUACUUGAAGGACCUGGCGGAGAACUUCGUUACAACAGCAACCAUCGACUCCACGGUGAAGUUCAGCUUCAUCACGCUGGGGGCAAAGAAGAAGGAGAAGAGCAAGCCCAGGAAGGCUGCCCACCUGCACAGCAUCGGCGCCGUCACGUGGAAUGUUAUCGCCCGGGACUUCGGGCAGACCACCGACAUUGAAUGUUUGCUCGGCAUCUCCAACGAGUUCAUCGUGCUGAUAGAGGAGGAGUCCAAGAACGUGGUGUUCAACUGCUCCUGCAGGGACGUUAUAGGCUGGACCUCGGGUCUUAUGAGUCUCAAAAUCUUCUAUGAGCGUGGGGAGUGCGUCGUACUGUCUGCCUUGGACAACUGCGGCGAAGACGUCAGAGAGAUUGUGCAGAGGCUGGAGAUUGUAACCAGGGGCUGUGAGACUUCAGAAAUGACCCUGCGGAGGAAUGGCCUUGGCCAGCUCGGAUUCCAUGUGAACUUUGAGGGGAUCGUGGCCGACGUGGAGCCGUUCGGGUUUGCGUGGAAGGCCGGCCUGCGGCAAGGAAGCCGCCUGGUUGAGAUUUGCAAAGUUGCCGUGGCAACCCUGACCCACGAGCAAAUGAUUGACCUCUUGCGGACGUCUGUGACCGUGAAGGUGGUGAUCAUCCAGCCGCAUGAGGACGGCUCACCCAGGAGAGGCUGCUCUGAGCUCUACCGGAUUCCGAUGGUGGAGUACAAGCUGGACAGCGAGGGUACCCCUUGUGAGUACAAAACCCCUUUCAGGAGGAACACCACCUGGCACCGCGUGCCCACGCCUGCUGGGCAGCCCCUGUCUCGGGCCUCCCCCACCCAGGGCUCUGCAGACAGGCUCCCGUGCCAGCAGCUCCUGCAGCAGGCCCAGGCUGCCAUUCCCCGCAGCACCUCCUUCGACAGGAAGCUGCCAGAUGGUGCCAGGGCACUGCAAGAUGUUGAAAACCCUCAGAUACCUCAGUGCAAUAAAAACGAUGCCAACCAGCACUAUAGGAGCUCUCCAAGCAACCAGUCCUCUUCGAGUGACCCUGGACCCUGUGCAAGUAGCAGCUGGACACAGCAGACAGGAUAUGAGGGCUGCCAGUCCCCUGUACUACAUGAGCGGUCAGCUGAUACCCCAGGCAGCCACACAGAGGGGGAGGGACUGAGAGAGCGCGAGCCCACGUUAGAGAGAACCCGGUCUGCCGAAGCCAAAUGGCACAUCCCCUCCACAAAGAUCCUUAAUUCGCUGAAGGACAGAGGCCCUCAGAAGGAAAGUGGAAAAGACUCCCCUAAUAAACUAUCCAGGACUGGAGACCAGAACUGCUCCAGCCACUCCAGCAGCAACACCCUCUCCAGCAACGCCUCCAGCAACAGUGACGACAAGCACUUUGGCUCCGGGGAUCUCACGGACCCGGACAUGCUGGGCCUGACCUACAUCAAGGGGGCGUCCACGGACAGCGGCAUCGACACGGCCCCCUGCAUGCCAGCCCCCGUGCAGCUGGCCGGGGGCCGCGUGAUGCUGCAGGGCCGCGGGGAGCCGGUGAUCCAGUGGGGCGGGCAGCACCCAGAGGAGCUGGAGCCCGAGGAAGAGCAGGCCAAGCUCUACCCGCUGCAGGGCUACGCCUCGGCGAUGGCCUCUGGCCACGCCACAGAGGGAAGCGUCGGGGACCUCAGUGAGAUAUCCUCCCACUCCAGUGGCUCACACCACUCAGGGAGCCCCUCGACUCGAAGUUCAAAGGUCAGUGCCUCCCUGGACACCUCGAAGGUCUACAUCGUCUCUCAGGGCCCUGCGUCUCCAGGGGUGGGACCAGACGCCAGGGCCUACGUACGCCAGGGGGCUGUCAGCAAGUACCUGAUUGGCUGGAAGAAAGCUGAGGAAAGCCCCCCACCUGACGAGCCCGAGUGUGAGAGUGGUUCAGAAGCAUUGUUAGCUUUUCUCCUAAAGGCACUGUCGGAUUGUUCCAGGCGGCUCUAUGUCGACCCGGCGGAUACGUCUUGCCGACUCCAGGCUGCUGAAAGAGACAGGAAGCACCAGCAAGGCUUUUCCAAGGAGGAGUUUCUGAAGCUGAUGCUGCCCGACAGCCCCCCUGUGGAAGAGAGCAGGAGGAAGAUGUCUGUGGCGGGUGGCCUGUCCCCGAGGAGGUCUCUGUAUCGCACCCUGUCUGACGAGAGCGUCUGCAGUAACAGGAGGGGAUCCUCUUACGCCAGCUCCCGCAGUUCAAUGCUCGACCAAGCUGUGCCAAACGAUAUCCUGUUCAGCACGACGCCACCCUACCACAGCACCCUGCCCCCGCGCAUGUCUCUGAUGCAGGGGACGUCUGGCCUGAGAAAUGAGUUCUGGUUCUCUGACGGGUCUCUGGCUGACAAGUCCAAGUUCACAGAUCCCGGCCUGAUGCCCCUUCCAGACACUGCCUCUGGCCUGGACUGGUCUCACCUGGUCGACGCAGCUCGGGCUUUUGAAGAGCUGUCCUUUGCGCUCUUUCUGGAAGGUCUGGAAUUGGAAGAAGAUCCUGAUCCUGUAUGUCAUCACAAUGGCUUCCUAGACCAGAGAGUUGCUUCUUUUUGCACGAUGACGGACAUGCAACGGGCUGAGGUGCUGGAGAUCUCCCAGGAGCUGUCGAGACAAGUGGCCGCAGCAGAAGAGAACCUCAUUGACAUUGGGGAAAGUUCUCCGUCAACCCUCACAGGGAAGGUCAACCAGCUGGAGGUGAUUCUCAGACAGCUGCAGUAUGAUCUACGAAAGGAGAAAGAGGACAAGGCCAUCCUCCAGGUGGAAGUACAGCACCUGAGGCAGGACAACCUACGUCUUCAAGAAGAGUCCCAGACUGCAGCCGCCCAGCUGAGGAAGUUUACCGAGUGGUUUUUCCACACCAUUGACAAAAAACCUUAAAUUCCUCAUGUAACACUACCAAGGAAGUCCUACCUGAGAGAUCUCUCCAGUAGCGGAAUGUACAUUUAGGGUUUAAAAUCUAGUACUCUGUCAUCUUCAUAGCUAUGUUGUGUCUGACCAUGUUCAGCCAAACUUUCAAUGGGCUUGAGGCGGAGAGAGAGGUGGGAGUGCAUCCAAUAUAAGCCAUGUGGGCAAUACUGGGAAUGUACUUUGAUGUGGUUGACUUCAGUCUGUGCUUGCUACAGGAAAAAAAAAAUGAAUGUAAUAUGUUAUUUCAGACCUUUUGAAAACUGCGAGAAAAACAAUACUACGCUUCUACGUCUAUAGCCAUGAAGGUUUUAAACCUCCACUGAAUUUUAGCAAUCCAGAUAUUAACAAGGCGUGUUGGCUUUUCAGCAUUGUACAAUAUUUCAGUCAGGCAAGUAAUUUUGAUGUUAAAGGUGCUUUCUCUAUAUAUACUUUUUAUAUGUAGUUUAUAUCCACUGUCUCAGUGUCCUAGCAAUAAAAAAGAUGUGUCAGUAGUCACAAAACUGUGUUUAAAGGUUAGCACUAAUGUGAACAAUUACUUGUCCAGAUGUCGUUGUGUUAGGCAUUUAUUUAUUUUGCAGGAACAACAUUGUGCCUGAAAUCUGAACUGUUUCUUUUUUCCUAUUGAACACAUGCCUUGUUAAUGGCUCACUAACAUAACUAAUACAACAAGUCACAAGUUCAUGUGUAUAGUUUAUCUGCAGCAAAAUCAGUUCUUAUGCAGUGUACUAGUACUUCAGGAUGUGAGCCAAUGAGCCACUUUUACAAUGCCAAAUUUGUUUAUCUUUGUACAGAAACUCUAAGGAAGUGUCUUGUAUUUAACACCAUUAUUUAAGCUUAUUUAACCUAAAAUUGUUUAUUUUAUUAAGAGUAUUUGUUUUCUUUGUUGUGCACUAAGAAAAGGACAGCUCUGUGUAAGCUGGAAUUGCUGUAGCUUUCCUGGGCUACAUAGAUGAUUUCUGGAAACUCCAACAUUUGGAUGCUGCUAGAUCACAGUUCAUUGGUUUGUAUGCUUUUACAAUGUCUUUCUUUGUAAAACUGUUUCAUUUAAGAUGGGAUAUACAUUUGCUUUUUUAAAAAUAAAUGUAGGAUGUAAAAACA